Molecule: messenger RNA, 4077 nt
Organism: Porites lobata
Lineage: Eukaryota; Metazoa; Cnidaria; Anthozoa; Scleractinia; Poritidae
Source: the annotation of a GenBank genome assembly
AUGAAAAGAUACAGGGAAGAGUUGUCUUCCGACGAAGAUGAAUUACUUAACGAGGCAAUGGAUGCCUUUGAAAGAACGCAGCAAGUGGGUGCUGCUGCUGCUAGCCUGUUCGAAUACACGUUGAGUUCCGACGAUGAUGAUGAUCGUUUACUAAACAAAACCAUGGACGACUUUGAAAAAACGCAGCAAGUGGGAGGAGCAGUGAAAAAGCCCUUGUUCCAAUUUACUUUGAAUGCUAUUGGUCCACGACGCCGCUGGCGUGAGGUCGUAGAAAGAGCUCAGUUUAGGGCAAAACUAAACCAACAAAGAGAACCCGUGAUGGGUGACAAUGUUGGUGAAGAACUGACAAACGCUUUGCAUACAGCAAUACAAACAGAAGUCCUACGAGAGAGAAGAAGUCCGCUUGAUUUCGUAAAUUUCGCAAUUACCGCUGAUGGUUUUUCUCAUGCUUUUCAAAGCAUCAAUUUUAGAGUGGGCGAAUUUUUGAAACGUACCACUCGCUUGCAUGAACUUUUCGACAAUUUAGCGGCAAAGCUCAACAGUAAUGAGUCUUUUGAUCACAAUCAAGGAUUCAACGUAGAAGUAGUGUUUGUCAAGACACCACAACCUGGUCGUGGGAAAAAAAACAGAAAUCCUGGGCAGAGAUGUCUGGAUAAUGAAAAUAAACGGAAACGUUGCAUCAUUCCUAUCAGAAAUAGGGAUGAUUUAUGCUGUCCAAGAGCCAUUGCUACAAUGAUAGCACAUGCUCACAAAGACGACUCCAAUGAUGCCUCAUUUCAUUGGCGCUACAUGAAAGAGGGAAAGGCGGUUCAAGAAAAAGCCGCCCGUGAACUUUGCCAACAAGCAGGCGUGGAUCCUGGCCCGUGUGGAUGGGAGGAAUGUAACAAAUUCCAAGAAUAUUUAAAACCGACGUAUCAACUAUUAGUAAUGUGUCGCACACAUCCCUUUUUUUUAUUUUUUAGGGGUGAUCCUGCCCCCAAGCAAAUUUGUUUAAUCAAGUCUGAUGAUCAUUACGAUGGUUGCACAUCGUUCUCAGCCUUCCUGAACAGGUCUUAUUGGUGCUCGCUAUGCGGGAGAGGUUAUAAUGUUAAAGACGCAAAACAUCACCCCUGUGAAGGGCGCUCCUGCCAUUCCUGCAACAGGACAAAUUGUACCGAUUACAAACGAGAUGGACAACCCACAAAGAUCUGUGAUAGCUGCAAUUGCAGCUUUUAUGGAGACAACUGUUUUGCGCAUCACCUCACGACAAAGCAAUGUCAGACACAUAAGACAUGUCUGAAAUGUUAUGCCGAAUAUCAUGUUAUCAAAGGCAAGCGUCAUCGGUGCGGUUUUACCGCAUGCCCUUCUUGCAAGCAAGUGGUACACUUGCAAAGCCACAAAUGUUUUAUGAAGACUCACGUAGAAAAAGAGUCCCAACCGCAAAUGGAUGAAGAAGGAAACGAAAAACAGCCACUUCCUCCACCCUUAUUCGUGUGGGCCGACAUAGAGGCGAUGCAAUUGCCCGACCGACAAUUUGAAGCCAUCAUGUUGUGCUACAGGACCAGCGAAACGGAAACGAUAAUUACACACAAAGGCAAGGACUGUGUUUGUACGUUUCUGCAUGACUUGGAUGAAGCCACGGACAUACCAAAUGAUGACCGUGAUAGACAGGUUAUUGUAUUAUUUCAUAACCUCAAGGGGUUUGAUGGCGUAUUUUUAAUUAAUGAACUGUACAAGCAAAAGCGCACCGUCGAAAAUCAGCUAACCAUCGGAUGCAAAGUGCUGGCAUUUCAGAGCGGCUCUCUCAUGUUUAAGGACUCAUUGUGCUUUCUCCCAUUUCCGCUAGCGGAUUUUCCGAAGACUUUCAACUUGGAAGAAUUCAAAAAGGGAUUUUUCCCUCACCAGUUUAAUCUGCCGCAUCAUCAAGAGUAUGUGGGUCAAAUUCCCGAGCUGGAAUAUUUUGACCCCGAAGGAAUGACUGAAAAGAAACAGAAAGAAUUGGAAGAAUGGCACGCAAAGCAGGUACGAGACAAUGUGAAAUAUGAUUUCAAAAAAGAAAUGGAACAGUAUUGUCGCUCUGACGUCGCUCUUCUGCAAGCAGGCUGCGAAGCCUUUGCAACGGAAUUUGAGAGUCAUGCGGGGUUUAACCCAUUUGAAAAAUGUGUAACUAUUGCUUCAGCUUGUCAUUUGUAUUGGCGAAAACAUUGUCUUCAAGAAGAUACGAUUGCCGUAGAACCACUAAAAGGGUGGCGUGGGGCCAAUGUCAACCAAUCGACCAAAGCUUUACAGUGGCUUUACUAUGAGGAAGAUCGUAUCCCAAAAAAAGGUGCCAGUGCAGAUCACAUUCUCCAUGUGAGAAAUGGAGGGGAACAGCGUGUCACAACACCAACAGAUUCCUACUUUGUGGAUGGACUGAAUCCUGCAAGCAACACCAUUUAUGAAUUUAAUGGCUGCUUCUGGCACGGCUGCAAAACUUGUCACAGCAAGAAUCGACACUGUAAGCAUGCAACAAAUCCCGACCGAACAAUGCAAGAAUUAUAUAGAGCCACUCUUGCCAAGGAACAAAACCUAAGAACAGCCGGCUAUCAUGUCAAAGUCAUGUGGGAAUGCCAGUGGGAUGAGGCAUGCAAGACAAAUCCUUUUGUCAAGAACUUCGUAUCCACGCUGUCAUUGGUGGAACCUCUCGAACCUCGACAAGCGUUCUUUGGGGGCAGGACUGGUGCUAUAGCGCUCCAUGCGGUGGCAGGGGAGGGGGAGGAAAUACGUUAUGUUGACGUAACCUCCCUCUACCCCUGGGUAAACAAAAAUAGCGUUUACCCUAUAGGACAUCCCUCCAUCAUCACAAACCCACGCAAUCAAGACAUCAAAGAUUAUUUUGGACUGGCGACUGUGGAUAUUCUUCCUCCGGCUGGUCUAUUCCACCCAGUCUUGCCCGUGCGCAGUGGAAACAAACUCACUUUUCCUCUUUGCAGAACGUGCGUGAAAGAGGAGCAAAUGAAUGUCAUGCUGUCGAGAAGUAGUACUUGCUGCCACACGAUCGAAGAACGAACCUUAAGAGGGACAUGGACAACGCCUGAAAUCCAAAAAGCUGUUCAAAAGGGUUACAAAGUUGUAAAACUUUAUGAAGUGUGGCAUUUUGCCGAAAAUCAGCGACGAGAGGGGCUGUUUGCACAAUAUGUAAACACGUUUCUAAAGCUGAAACAAGAAGCGAGCGGAUGGCCUACGGAAGUGGGAGAUGACCCUGAAAAACGUCAACAUUACAUUGCGAAUUAUCUCCGACAUGAGAACAUUCAAUUAGACCCCGACAAGAUUGAGAAAAAUCCAGGCAAACGAGCUACAGCGAAAUUGAUGAUGAAUUCAUUUUGGGGCAAGUUUGGGGAGAGACAAAAUAAACCCAAGACAGUCACCAUCACGCAACCAUCCCAACUAUACCCCUAUUUGUUCUUGUCCAAUUUUUUAGUAAAAAAUCUACGCAUCUGCACGGACGAUGUCCUCGAGGUAGUGUUUACGGAAGUCAAAGACAAUGUUGUUCCAAGUGUGAAGACAAACAUCUUCAUUGCAUGUUUUACCACAGCGUGGGCGCGACUUAAACUGUACGAGGCCUUGGACACCCUCCAAGAGCAGGUACUUUAUUAUGACACGGACUCCGUGAUUUAUCGAUGGAAACCCAAUGGGCCGGAAUUACCUCUGGGGCAAUACUUGGGACAAUUCACCAAUGAAUUGGACGAUCCCAAUGAUUACAUUACGGAGUUUCUUAGCGGUGGAGCUAAGAAUUACGGAUAUAAAACAUUUCAAGGCAAAACCGUAUGCAAAGUCAGGGGGUUUACAUUGAAUGUGCGAGGCAAAGAGGUCCUCAAUUUUGAGACAAUGAAAAAAAACAUUCUCAGCGAACUUGACGACCCACAGGAAGAAAGGCGUGUAAUCAAAGUGACCAAUCCCAAUCAUUUCAAAAGAGACAACACAAACAAGUCAAUCAAGCUUGUAAACCAAGUAAAGCAAUAUGGACUUGUUUUUGACAAGAGGGUCAUUGAUCCGGAAACUAGAAUUAGCUAUCCCUUUGGGUACAACAGAGUGUUAACAGAACCCGAUAAACAGUGA